Messenger RNA from Mycetomoellerius zeteki, 1822 nucleotides. RefSeq names its product protein arginine N-methyltransferase 3-like. The record is from RefSeq and is a predicted model, not a curated record. Lineage: Eukaryota; Metazoa; Arthropoda; Insecta; Hymenoptera; Formicidae. The transcript has 2 exons. Bases 45 to 464 code for a protein of 139 amino acids. Gene Ontology annotation, molecular function: histone methyltransferase activity; protein-arginine N-methyltransferase activity. Gene Ontology annotation, cellular component: nucleus. Gene Ontology annotation, biological process: peptidyl-arginine methylation, to asymmetrical-dimethyl arginine; chromatin remodeling.
AUAUUGACUUGGUUGAUUAUUGGUCAAACGUAUAUGGUUUUAAAAUGAGCUGUAUGAAAGCGGAAGCGUUGCGUGAACCCAGUAUAGAGAUCUGUAAUGUCGAUGACUUGAUAACGAGCAUCGCCGAGAUCCAAGCCUUCGACUUAUAUAAAGUCACUACGGAUUGCGUCAAUUUUUCGUCUCCUUUCACGUUGAAUGUGAAGAAAACAGGAUCAUUAACCGCGAUAAUUGGUUAUUUCGACAUUUUCUUCGAUCUCGACAAUCCAGUUCAUUUCAGUACAAGUCCCUAUUCUACUCCGACACAUUGGAAACAGACGGUAUUUUCUUUAAGCGAACCCAUUAGCAUAACUGAAGGUGAAGUUAUAAACGGCACGUUGGUCUGUCGAAGACAUUGUAAAGACAUCCGAGGCUUAAUGGUCGUUAUUCAUAUCAAAAAUUUCUCUCAGACAUAUUUUCUGGAUUGAACAUUGAAUAUGCUUGUUCUAAGAAAUUAAUAGUCACAUGUGCCAACGGGAAGCUAUCGCGUUAUGAUGCUCUGAUUUUCGUUGAACGUUCUUUUCCACGAAUAUUCGCUUAAGCUUUAUCUCUUACCAUUUCCAAUUUGAAUCUAUAAUAUGUAGAAUCUAUAGUGUCCGUUUACUUAAGGGAAUCCUAAAGACGAUUAGUCGUAUCUCGUGCACAUAUAUACAUAAAUUUUUGUAUUACAAUAACGUUUUAAUUAGACGUCUAAGUCCAAUUCUAAGAACUCCACGUUGUUUCUUCGUACAAGUUACUCUAGUCUGUGGACUACUAUUUCAUAAGUAGUACAGAUUGCACAGAGCUUCUUAAAACAUAUACAUGAAAGCGGAAUUGCUUAUCUUACUAUCUAUAUAUCAAACGCGAACCUAACAUCUGUGCGAGAGAGAAAGUUAUAACAUCCCAAAUGUUCGUAAUGCACAUGCGUCAGUAUACCAUCGUCGGUGUGAGUUGUACAGUUGUUUAAAGUACCUGGCCGCCCAGGCACAUAAAAAUACUUAAGAUGUAAAACUUAGGACCUCUCUUUUAUCAACCCCGAUUAACGCUAAUCGAUGGUUAACUCGAUCACCACGAUUGCCAACGUGAGAACUAAAUACAGAAGAAGAAUAGAAAGGAGACAUUCUGGAUACAUUAAAUGUCCUUAAGUUCAUUUCUGAUGCUCAAGAAAAGCUAGGAAUCUUGCUGUAAAAUUUUUCACUUUAUGAAUGAGCUUUGACAAGUUGUGCUCCUUUCCUGUAUCUUUGCGCAAUAUGGAAGGCAUGAAGAACCGUAUUAAAGUCUUGCACUGGUCUGACCGGCCUUUUUCAGUCCAGUGAGCUUUCCUUGAAAGCGUGGUACUUCGAUUUCUACAAGUAAAAUUGGAAAUUCACUGGCCAGAAGAAGAAGAACUGCUGUUGGCACUUCUGCGAGUCGAUCGUCAAUUAAUUUAACUAGAAGUUGGUGAAAGAGGCCUUUAGCCUGAUAUUUCAUGUAUCGGUCGACAAAGCUUCUCGAGCUCAUUGAUUGACUGCGGGACAAAGAGAUUCUCGGAUCUCUCAGCCAAUCAACAGGUUUAAGAAGUUCAUCGUGCGAAUUAACAUGAAAUAUCAGCCUAAAGUGUAAUCUACAUUGGUUGUACGAUUUCAAGCGAAUUUUUCGAGCGUGUCAGGCUGCUAUUUCAUUUGUGCGUUUUUGUCGUGUAACAAAUUUUUCAAGUCUGUUAAUUGGCUAUAAGAUAGAGACAUUUCAACCGGUUGAAAUUUGUCUUAUAGGCUUUCUACAAUAAGUCAUUACCUAAGCUUUAAGUCUUAAGCCGUAAAAAAUUGAC